AUGGACAAUCAAGUCCACCUCCACCCCUUCCUACGCAAGGUCAAACUGCAGCGUGGUGCAUACAAGCAUGUCGCUGAGCAACUGAGCUUGGACCCCCGCACCGUCGGCUACAUCUGGCGUACGUUCCGCGAUCGCGGCACCACGGCGACCAAAAAAAGGGGAAAGGUUGGACCCAAACGAGCCUACACCGCCGAGUACUGUAUGUCCAACAACUCGUGCAAGCGGUCCCAGUGGAUCAACGCUCCACCUUCCGCGACCUUGCCGCAGCCACCGACCCGCAAGGUGUACCUUGUCCCUGGUGAAGCGUCGCCACGGCGCUCGUGGAAGAGCAAGCGCUUCAUUCCCAAGGUCAUGUUACUUGGCACUGUUGCUCGGCCACGGAUUGACGGCGACCGGAGUGUUGUUAUCAACGGCAAGAUUGGAAUGUGGCCAUUCGUCCGCCUUGUCCCUGCGUUGCGCAACUCACGUAAUCGUCCAGCUGGGACUAUGGUCACCAAGUUGGUGAAUGUUGACGCCGCUGUGUACCGUGACUUCGUCAUCAACAAGGUCGUACCUGCCAUCAAGGCCUCAUUCCCCAGCGCCACCAAGCGCGUGUUUUUGCAGCACGACAAAUCGACUCCGCACGGGAGCAUCACGGACGCAGUGCUCGAGAGCGUGUCGACUGACGGGUGGACGUUCAACAUGCGUAAACAACCCCCCAACAGCCCCGACCUGAAUGUCCUGGGCCUGGGUUUCUUCGCGUCGAUCCAAAGCCUGCAGUACAAGAAGAUGAGUCGGACGGUGGAUGACGUCGUCCGCAACACCAUGGAGGCAUUCGACGAGCUCACGUACGACAACUGGAGAGCUUGUUUGUCACCUUUCCAGGCAGUGAUGCGUUUGGUCCUCAAGCACAGCGGAGACAACCACUUCGCCUUGCCACACCUCACGAAGGCAGCCUUGAGACGUGCUGGUCUCCUGAUGUCGAAUGUGUCCUGCCCUGUCUCGCUGCUUUUGUAG
This is a messenger RNA of Aphanomyces astaci, 996 nucleotides long. RefSeq lists its product as hypothetical. The record is from RefSeq and is a predicted model, not a curated record. Bases 1 to 996 code for a protein of 331 amino acids. Gene Ontology annotation, molecular function: nucleic acid binding. The transcript has 3 exons. Lineage: Eukaryota; Oomycota; Saprolegniomycetes; Saprolegniales; Verrucalvaceae.